CAAAGAUGGGACCUCAUAAAUAUAGAAGAAAUUUAUUUUUCGAUGUGUUCAAUGGCAGAUCAAACUACAUCGAUCUCGGACUAUGCAUCACAGCUCGACCAGCCCCUCGAACUGCAAGACCUUUAGCAGGGCUUCCCAAUCCAUAUCCAUAUGGCUGCUCGGUGCUGUGUAAUCAUCCGAAGGACCCCGAGCUAAAAGAUGUCGUGUGGAGGCCGAGAAUAUCAUCGACACAUGAAGGCGGAGCAGAGCAUUACGAAAAUGCUAAAAUGAUGAAAAGAGCUAAUCGAGCAGGAUUGCCACACGAUGAAAGAAGCAUUUUCCAUCACAACUGGGAGCAAAAGAUUAUAUCAAAUGCGCUGGGAUCAUACGCUGAAACAGGCAGAGCUUAUCCCACAACGUCUUCCGCUAAUCAACUGGCGAUACGGAGAUGCGCGAGCGGUGGACCUUCACCAGUUGAAAGGCGUUCGCAUAAAACGGAAGGGAUGCUCGUUCUAGAUUUGCGACCAUGGAAAAGUUUCGACAAUGUUAGCAGUAUUGCGGACGGCCAGCACGAACCUCUCGACAAUUUUGAACGAUUCGAGUUAAAGAGCCCUCGAACUAGGAUGCAGGACAAGCCAGGCCGAUCGACAAGACCCAUUAGAAGGCCGGAAACAUUCCUGUCAAAGUCUUUCAAAGAGAGUAAAAAGGUGCCGAAGCAGUCUUCAUCCAAAGGAGCAAGAAGCUUACGCAACCCGGAUACAUCGGUUUUGGACGAAAAUGUGUUCACCGGCUACGAUGCUAAUAAUUUAUCCGAUCCUAUGAGGGAAAUGGAUCUCAGCGAUGGUUUUCCCCUUGCGAAAACUGAGGAUGAGCCGGUUUUUCUGGAUCCAAAACUAAACGGAGCUUUCAUAAACGAAGUCGGUGCUCAACCACCAAUUGAGGUUUGUGAAGAAGCGGUAAAAAACAAACAACACUCUGUAGAAGAUCUCGAGGAAAGUCUACGUAAUCUCCAAGUCGAAGACUACCACAACGGGAAUAAUGACGUCUUGUAUCAAGUUGAAGGCACAGUCGCAGUGGAAGACAUGUCCUGGCUGUAUUUUCCGCGAGCUGGCAACAAUUUCGGAGCACGGUUUGAAUUGCCCAUAGAUUUGAGAAAACUAAAAAAUGAUUUUACCUGCGCAGCGAUGACUCCUCUUGAAUACUUGUCGCAAUAUGUUGUUGCGACGCGUUGCCGACAAAGACUAAAUGACGUAGUCUUUGAACGACACGCCACAGAGUCAAAGCUCUCUACUGAGAAACUUUUCCUUUCUCUAACCGAAAUCCUCGGGUUCCACUUGGAUUCGCAAGCAGAAGAAAAACUGUCCGAGUUGAUAGACUUGGUUUCUGUUUCUGAACUUACCCGAGAGCAGUUCGCUGGUAUUGGAGCACUAGCCGAACGCAUCGGACGCAGUGGCAUCAGUCGACGUGAUGAUUUAGAGUUGGCAGACUUUGAUCUUUUACAUAAAAAGAUGUCUUAUUUGGAAAUGAGCCAAUUUCUCCGAAGAUUAUUUUUAUUCAUUAGUGAAAUAGAAGAUCUUGUCUAAAAAAAAUGAUUUAUGACACAAAUUGAAUAAAACAAAAAGGACCUUGUUUAUCA
Molecule: messenger RNA, 1615 nt
Organism: Daphnia pulicaria
Lineage: Eukaryota; Metazoa; Arthropoda; Branchiopoda; Diplostraca; Daphniidae
Exons: 8
Coding region: 6-1562 (518 amino acids)
Source: RefSeq, a predicted model, not a curated record